CUCAGUUAGAAUUACUUGAAUUAUUUCUAUUUGUUAAAUGCCAAAAACCUUGGCAAGAAAAGUUUCUAGGUAUUUAUUUUUAACUUUCCUCAAAUUCAAAAGUUUACAUUCAUUUGGUCAGUAACAGGGAUAUCCCAAACUGGAUGACUUGGGUCUAAAUGUUUGGGGAUUUUAUUCAGUGUAUGAAUAAUUUGGUGUUAUCAAAAAUAAAUCUAAUCUUAAUCUGAAUUAUGCUUUUUAGACAUCUACCACCACAGAAACUCCCACUGAAUAAUUAAGAAUGUUGUGAGAGUCAAACAGAUGAUAAAAAGCUGUGACGUAAUCAAAUCACCUAAACAAUGUGGUUUUCCUUUGAUAAGAGAAAUGCUUCAAAUCUCAGCAGGUGUGAUUGCCUCUGGCUGCAGGUUCUCAGGUAAUAAAGCCGAGGCCGUAAAUUAUGACGACUUAUCAGAGAGCUUUAAAUUCAGAUUCAGAGGAAGAAAAGAGUCUUUCUUCAGGGCGGGGUGCAGAUCCAACACCCUACCAACACUCUCAGCCUGAAUAUGACUGUUUCGUACUCGCUAGAAGUAGCCAACGCCAGGUUUCAUGGCUUCUCCAGGCUGCUGUUCAGGUGGAAGGGAAGCAUCUACAAGCUGAUGUAUAAGGAGUUCCUGGUUUUCUGUGCUGUCUAUCUGUUUUUCAGUGUGUUUUACAGGUUCCUCCUCACGCCGAGGCAGCAGGAUCUGUUUGAGCGCGUCGCCCUUUACUGCGAUCAGUUCACCAACACCAGCUUCAUCCCCGUCCUGUUUGUCCUGGGUUUCUACGUGAACCAGGCCUUCACCCGUUGGUGGGGUCAGUACACCAGCUUCCCGCUGCCGGACAACCUGAUGAUGGUCGUGUCGGGAAACGUGCACGGCGUCGACGACCGCGGUCGCCUGCUGCGCCGGACCCUGAUGAGGUACGCCAACCUGUCGUCGGUCCUGAUCCUCCGCUCCAUCAGCACCAGAGUCCGCAAACGCUUCCCAACGUUGGAGCACAUCGUGGAGGCAGGAUUCAUGACGACACACGAGCUGAAGAAUUUCGAGUCUCUUCACUCUGAUUUCAACAAGUACUGGAUGCCUCUGACCUGGUUCUCCAACCUGGCGGCCCAGGCCCGGCAGGAGGGCCGGGUCAGGGACGACAUCGCGCUCAGGCUGCUGAUGGACGAGCUGAAUAAUUACCGAGCCAAAUGCAGUUUGCUGUUCCACUACGACUGGAUCAGCCUCCCUCUGGUCUACACUCAGGUGGUAACCAUUGCAGUUUACUCCUUUUUCGCCUUCUGCGUCAUCGGCCGACAGUUCCUGAACCCUGAGAAGGGAUACAGCGGUCACAGAUUCGACAUGUACGUCCCGGUUUUCACCCUGCUGCAGUUCUUCUUCUACACCGGCUGGCUAAAGGUAGGAGAGCUCAUCAUCAACCCUUUUGGUGAAGACGACGAUGACUUUGAAACCAACCAGCUGAUCGACCGAAACAUUCAGGUUUCAAUGCUGGCUGUGGACGACAUGUACCAGAACUUGGCUCCGGUGGUGAAGGACAAGCACUGGAAGAACGGCCUCUUCUCCGUCCCUUACACCCAGUCGACGGCAGCGGAGACAUUGAGACCAGCGUUCAAAGGCUCCACUUUCGACAUGAGGAUGAGCGCUGAAGAUCUUGAGAUCCAUCAGCCGACCGAUGUGCCGGUGAACAAGCAGUAUUUACUUCCACGCUGCUCUCUGGGGGAUGGACUGGACGGUCUCCAGCAGAAAACCAAAGGCAUCCUGCGCAGCGGGAGCCUCCCGUACCUGAUGGACGUUUUGACUCAUCACAACGAGGAAAACGAGGCUGUGGAAACCAAAACAGAUGCAUCCAAUAACCAGGAGCACGAGAAGGCAGUGGUUUAAUCUGUGAUGAAAAUUAAUGAAGUGAAAUACUGAUAACUAUUCAUGUAAGACUAAAGAAAUCUGUCAAAACUUAAAACACAUAAAUGCUAAGAAAUAGAAAUGAAAGGUUUGAUCAGGUAUUGUGUUGAUUUGUGGGGUCUUUAUAUGAUCUGUUUUAUGUUAAGCACAUAAACGCCCAGUCAGCUUAGUUAAAUACUUUAUUACACUGGAACAUCAGACAUUGACAGGUUUAUUAUGUGUAAAUAACAAAUGCCUUGUUCUAGCUUGCUCAUAUUUACACUCCAUCCUAGACUAGAGCCUGUUCAGUGUACAUGCGUUAUGUACACUGAACAUUCUGUGAGUAUUAUUAUAUUACGUAAGUUAACAAUUCACCGAGUCAUUCCUGGUGUGAGUGGAUGCAUGUGUUUGGGCAUAAAAUGACAUAAACAAUAUAUCAGUAAUGUCCUGGUGCUUAUCAUGCCACCAUUUUAAGAAAAAGCGGAACAUUUUAUAGCUCUAAGGUUUUAUCUAGUGUUUUGUAUUUAUUAAAAUAAAUAUUGUAAGUAAGGCUGCCUUUCAGCACUUUAAUCAGUUGGAUGUAAUCAGAUGAGUUUUCUUAGAUGGAAAACUUUAAACUUAUUUGAAUAAUGAAACGAAUUUAAUGCAUUGUUUGAUAAUUGGCGUCAAUUGGAAUUAAACUGAAAUGUUUGUAAAAACACUUGUUUUGAAUUGUUGCUGAAUAAACUGAAAUGAAUUAAA
Messenger RNA from Poecilia reticulata (guppy), 2636 nucleotides. The record is from RefSeq and is a predicted model, not a curated record. NCBI's taxonomy places the organism in Eukaryota, Metazoa, Chordata, Actinopteri, Cyprinodontiformes, Poeciliidae.